CGAAAUAAAGUCCUGGCCCCCUUUUCUCUCUUAUUGAAUUAACUAAUUCAUUUUCUCUUUACUUUUGUAUUUUUGGAUAUUUUUUUGAUUUGAUUUGGCAUUAUUCAACAAGAAAAAAAGAAAAAUUUCGACGAAUUCUUUUUUUUAUUAUGUGAUAAUUAUGAGAACCAAUCCUACUACUUCUCGUCCCGGGGUUUCCACAAUUGAAGAAAAAAGUACAGGUCGUAUCGAUCAAAUUAUUGGACCCGUGCUAGAUGUCACUUUUCCCCCGGGCAAGUUACCUUAUAUUUAUAAUGCUUUGGUAGUCCAGAGUAUAGACACUGCCAAUAAGCAAAUUAAUGUGACUUGUGAGGUACAACAAUUAUUAGGGAAUAAUCGAGUUAGAGCUGUAGCUAUGAGUGCUACAGACGGGUUGAUGAGAGGAAUGGAAGUGAUUGACACGGGAGCUCCUCUCAGUGUUCCGGUCGGCGGAGCUACUCUCGGACGAAUUUUCAACGUUCUUGGGGAGCCUGUUGACAAUUUGGGUCCUGUAGAUAGUAGUGCGACGUUCCCUAUUCAUAGAUCUGCACCCGCCUUUAUCGAGUUAGAUACGAAAUUAUCCAUCUUUGAAACAGGUAUUAAGGUCGUCGAUCUUUUAGCUCCUUAUCGACGUGGAGGAAAAAUAGGACUAUUCGGGGGGGCCGGAGUAGGUAAAACAGUACUCAUCAUGGAAUUAAUCAAUAACAUUGCUAAAGCUCAUGGGGGCGUAUCCGUAUUUGGUGGAGUCGGGGAACGGACUCGUGAAGGAAAUGAUCUUUAUAUGGAAAUGAAGGAAUCCGGAGUAAUUAAUGAAAAAAAUAUUGAGGAAUCAAAGGUAGCUCUAGUCUAUGGCCAAAUGAAUGAACCACCGGGAGCUCGUAUGAGAGUUGGUUUAACUGCCCUAACUAUGGCAGAAUAUUUCCGAGAUGUUAAUAAGCAAGACGUGCUUUUAUUCAUCGAUAAUAUCUUUCGUUUUGUUCAAGCAGGAUCGGAGGUAUCCGCUUUAUUAGGGAGAAUGCCUUCUGCAGUGGGUUAUCAACCUACUCUUAGUACAGAAAUGGGUUCUUUGCAAGAAAGAAUUGCUUCUACUAAAAAGGGAUCUAUAACUUCGAUUCAAGCAGUUUAUGUACCUGCAGACGAUUUGACCGACCCUGCUCCUGCCACAACAUUUGCACAUUUGGAUGCUACUACCGUACUUUCCAGAGGAUUAGCCUCCAAGGGUAUUUAUCCAGCAGUAGAUCCUUUAGAUUCAACCUCAACUAUGUUACAGCCUAGGAUUGUUGGCAACGAACAUUAUGAAACUGCGCAAAGAGUUAAGGAAACUUUACAACGUUACAAAGAACUUCAGGACAUUAUCGCUAUUCUUGGGUUGGAUGAAUUAUCGGAGGAAGAUCGUUUAACUGUAGCAAGAGCAAGAAAAAUUGAGCGUUUCUUAUCACAACCAUUCUUUGUGGCAGAAGUUUUUACCGGUUCCGCAGGAAAGUAUGUUGGUCUUGCAGAAACUAUUAGGGGAUUUCAACUAAUACUUUCGGGAGAAUUAGAUGGCCUACCCGAACAGGCUUUUUAUUUGGUGGGUAACAUCGAUGAAGCUAGCACGAAAGCUAUAACCUUAGAAGAGGAGAACAAAUCGAAGAAAUGAAAUUAAAUCUUUAUGUACUGACUCCUAAGCGAAUUAUUUGGGAUUGUGAAGUAAAAGAAAUCAUUUUAUCCACUAAUAGUGGCCAAAUUGGCGUAUUACCAAACCACGCCCCCAUUAACACAGCAGUAGAUAUGGGUCCUUUGAGAAU
Lolium perenne is the source of this 1805-nucleotide messenger RNA. The record is from RefSeq and is a predicted model, not a curated record. Lineage: Eukaryota; Viridiplantae; Streptophyta; Magnoliopsida; Poales; Poaceae.